UCUGGAGUAAUUUCACUUUUUUUGGGGUUAUUUAAGGAGCUCUUGUUAUUGGGUCUUUUAUAUCAUUUAUUAUAUUCUUCUUCCUCUUGCCUUUUGGUUUCUCUCGAAUUCUUUUCUUGGCUACUUCUCAAGUCUCGUUCUUUUAGGUUGUGUAAAACCCGAAGAAAUGGUGAAGAUUUGUUGCAUUGGAGCUGGUUAUGUUGGAGGUCCAACAAUGGCAGUCAUUGCACUCAACUGCCCUUCGAUUGAAGUAGCCGUCGUCGACAUCUCAGUUUCUCGAAUCUCGGCCUGGAAUGGUGAUCAAUUGCCGAUCUACGAGCCGGGUCUUGAUGAGGUGGUCAAGCAGUGCAGGGGAAAGAACCUGUUCUUCAGCACCGACGUCGAAAAACAUGUCUCUGAAGCAGAUAUAAUCUUCGUCUCCGUGAACACGCCAACGAAAACCCGAGGCCUUGGAGCUGGCAAAGCUGCUGACCUUACAUAUUGGGAGAGUGCAGCCAGGAUGAUUGCUGAUGUAUCCAAAUCGAACAAAAUCGUCGUCGAGAAGUCGACUGUCCCGGUGAAAACGGCGGAAGCGAUCGAACGGAUCCUGAUGCACAAUAGCAAAGGGAUCAAAUAUCAGAUCCUAUCGAACCCGGAAUUUCUAGCCGAAGGAACUGCAAUUCAGGACCUGUUUAAUCCGGACAGGGUUCUAAUUGGAGGCAGGGAAACCCCUGAGGGUUUAAAGGCAAUUCAAGCAUUGAAAGAUGUUUAUGCCCAUUGGGUGCCCGAAGACCGGAUCAUUACGACCAAUCUUUGGUCCGCCGAGCUCUCGAAGCUUGCGGCCAAUGCCUUUUUGGCUCAACGUAUCUCCUCGGUUAAUGCAAUGUCAGCUCUAUGUGAGGCCACCGGUGCCGAUGUUUCCCAAGUAUCCCAUGCCGUCGGUAAGGACUCGAGAAUCGGACCAAAGUUUUUGAAUGCCAGUGUUGGUUUUGGUGGUUCUUGUUUUCAAAAGGAUAUAUUGAAUUUGGUCUAUAUAUGUGAAUGUAAUGGACUGCCUGAAGUUGCAAACUACUGGAAACAAGUUAUUAAAGUGAAUGAUUACCAGAAGAACCGAUUCGUAAAUAGGGUCGUGUCGUCGAUGUUCAACACAGUGGCAGGUAAGAAAAUUGCCAUCCUUGGAUUUGCAUUCAAGAAGGAUACAGGCGACACGCGGGAGACUCCGGCCAUCGAUGUUUGCAAAGGCCUGUUGGGUGAUAAGGCACGGUUGAGCAUAUACGAUCCACAGGUCACGGAGGAUCAGAUCCAGAGGGAUUUGACGAUGAACAAGUUUGAUUGGGAUCACCCGAUUCAUCUCCAGCCGAUGAGUCCCACUUCGGUGAAGCAAGUGAGCGUCGCUUGGGAUGCUUACGCCGCAACCAAGGAUGCUCAUGCUGUGUGCAUUCUUACGGAAUGGGAUGAAUUCAAGACGCUCGAUUACCAGAGAAUUUUCGACAACAUGCAGAAGCCGGCAUUUGUGUUCGACGGUCGUAACGUCAUGAAUGUCGAGAUGUUAAGGGAUAUUGGUUUCAUCGUGUACUCGAUCGGGAAGCCGCUGGAUCCUUGGUUGAAAGAACAUGCCUGCUGUGCGUAAGAGAUAGUCUCAAGGCUCUAGAGAUCAUACAACUAAACUUGGAGAAAGGUCCUUUUAGUAAUUUAAAAAUUUUAAAAUGAUCUUUUAUUUUUUUUAACUUAUUAAA
Hibiscus syriacus is the source of this 1715-nucleotide messenger RNA. Its product is annotated as UDP-glucose 6-dehydrogenase 4-like. The record is from RefSeq and is a predicted model, not a curated record. Gene Ontology annotation, cellular component: nucleus; cytosol. Gene Ontology annotation, biological process: glycosaminoglycan biosynthetic process. NCBI's taxonomy places the organism in Eukaryota, Viridiplantae, Streptophyta, Magnoliopsida, Malvales, Malvaceae. The transcript is spliced from 3 exons. Gene Ontology annotation, molecular function: NAD binding; UDP-glucose 6-dehydrogenase activity. Bases 167 to 1609 code for a protein of 480 amino acids.